This is a messenger RNA of Styela clava, 1432 nucleotides long. The record is from RefSeq and is a predicted model, not a curated record. Lineage: Eukaryota; Metazoa; Chordata; Ascidiacea; Stolidobranchia; Styelidae.
GAAAAAUAUCAGAUAAAGAAAAUAGUCCAAGAUAGAACUUCAUUAAACACUUCUUUCUUUGUUCGCAUAUCAACCAAAUUUCGAGUAUGGUAUAGGCAGAUAGGAACUACUGAACUAGUGAAUUUUUCAACAUUUUGAUGCCGUUGUCUUUUUCAUGAUGACAAAUUCCAACAAAGAAGAAGAAGAGCAUUCAAUUGCUUCUGAGGCAUCGGAAGUUGUGAAGACUGACAAGAUGCCUCUAAAGAAAAUCAAGCCAAACAGUGAAAUGGACUUGUUCCCUGUUGUACCUGUUCUUUUUGUUCAAGAAUCAUUGAUAUUAGAAGCGGCUAAAAAAGGACUAACUGUUUCAUCAAAAUACGCAGUACCAAGCAAAUACAAAAAGAGAAUGGCCUCUACUUAUGCAAAUUGUGCUUGGUUUUAUUCUGGUAAAGCAGUAAAAAAAGUUGAAAACAAUAAAGACAAAAAUCCUAAAAGAGUUUACAAAGUUGCAAAACGAAGACUACCUCCAUCCAGAAAAUUAUUACUGACUGCUCAUCAAACUAGCGCAUUAAAAAUGAGAAAACCAAACAAUAUGUAUGAAGUGGAAUAUAUUGCAGACAUUCGAAUAGUGAAAAAUCAGAGAUAUUAUUUAGUGAAGUGGGUUGGAUGGCCAGAAGAAGCAAAUACUUGGGAAUCAUCUGUCAAUCUAAGUUGUCAUUGUCUAAUCAAAGAAUUUCAUGAAGAUUAUGAUUCACAACUGAAUAGUUUUUUUACGAAGGAAAACCUUUCAUGGCAUAAAUUACUGCUGGGAAGGAAUGGAAUCCACCAAAACACAUGUACACAACGACUCUUCAAUGCAAUUCCAAAAUCAUUUAAAUAUCUAUCAACAUAUGGUAGGAAAAAAUCAGAACUUCGAAACCAAUUAAAGACUUGGCAAGAUGUUGUCAAUGAAUCUUCACAGGGCCUUCCAUAUGUGGUUGUGGAAAAUGAAGUCAAUAUGGAGCUGCCUCCUCUAGACUUCACCUAUAUUGCACAAAAUGUUGCUGGCAACGGUGUGUCAAUACCUGACGAUCCGUUGAUGGGAUGUGAAUGUGUGAAUAUGUGUGAUCAAUUGUCUGGAAAUUGUUCCUGCAAUACAAAUGGCUAUUCACAUCAGAAACCCUUAUACUGUGAUGGUCUCAUAAAGCUUAAACCUGGGAAACCUAUUUAUGAAUGCAAUUCAAGGUGUAGGUGUGGUCCUGACUGUCCAAAUAGAGUAAUACAGAAGGGUAGUAAGUACACACUUGCUAUUUUUCAAACACCAAACGGCAAAGGAUGGGGAGUGAAAGCCUUGCAACCCAUUCCAAAAGGUGCCUUCGUCAUUGAAUAUGUAGGAGAGGUAAGAGUAAAAUUAACUGCCUUAAUUAAGUACAGUAUGUACUCCUUCAAGAUGACAAUAUUUCAUCUGGUAUGA